GUUCAUUCCAUUGUGAAAAAGGGUCGUUUGGUUAUUCGCGAAUCUCUCGACGAUCAAUUUUCAUCGAGCUGUGCAUCUGAACAUGAGUAACACCGGGAUGGGACAUCGAGACUUCAAACGGAUCUGACGACAUUGCGCACUCAGCUAGUCACGGAGCGACUGUGUGGGAAAGGAUAUAUUUGAGGAUUUCGACCGGUCUCUCGGCUUCAGCGACGAGAUGAAUACUUGACGAGCGGUGACCAGAGCCGGGUUCUACCCGCCAGAGCCUAUUCCGCAUUUGGCUAGAGACCUGUCAAGAAUGGCUCACAGAAGACUUCACCGUCUCAUCCAAAGCCUUGUGAUAUUCGGCGUCCUCUUCUUAAUUUAUCAAAUGUACGCAUUGAAUCAACUGCAGGAGACGACAGUUCGAUCCCGGCGACGAAAACCGUUACCAGACUUGCCACCGGUCUCUUCGCGGGGUCACAAAACCCCCGUAGGUGUCGCAGCGCGCUGGGCUCAUCUGUAUUGGGAGGAGACCAGUGAUCACUUCUCCUGCGGUGAUAGCCUGAGAGUGCUGCCGUGGACGAAAGUGAACGACGAUUUCUGCGAUUGCGGCCACGGAGAAGAUGUCGGCGAUGAACCUUCGACGGGAGCCUGUCUGGACACCUUUUUCACCUGUAGUUAUGACCCAAACGUGCAAGUUCCGGCAUCGCGCGUCAACGAUGGCUUGUGUGACUGUUGCGAUGGCUCUGACGAGCCGAAAGACGUACCGCUCCCCGCAUUCGCUCGUUUGAGUACUUCGCGUCAGAAAAGCCUCGGAGUGUACCAAACACCUUGCAUAAAUCGUUGUCAACUGUGAUAAUUCGGAAUUUUUGUCUCGUUCGGUGCUCGAGCCUCAGCCGGUAUCCAUGUACGGAAAAAAGACGCUCGCUCGCGUCAUCGCAAGAGAGAACAGAAGUUGCGGAGCAGUAGAGCGGAGUGAGAUGCUCGGGAGAGAACUUAAGCGAG
Molecule: messenger RNA, 987 nt
Organism: Galendromus occidentalis (western predatory mite)
Lineage: Eukaryota; Metazoa; Arthropoda; Arachnida; Mesostigmata; Phytoseiidae
Exons: 3
Coding region: 299-838 (179 amino acids)
Biological process (GO): N-glycan processing
Cellular component (GO): glucosidase II complex
Molecular function (GO): protein binding
Source: RefSeq, a predicted model, not a curated record